AUGUCCUCCUGAGGCUGUUUUGGUGAAUUGGAUACAACUCAUUUCUGUAUCAAAUGGAUUGUUCAGCACAGUCCUAACAAGCAAUUUCAGAGACCCAUAUGGCCAUACUUGUCAUUUAAGGCAUGGGUUAGCAGAGCACAGAGACCUCAGAGCUAUGUGGCCCUGUGUGCUCUGGUGGGAAUUGCCCUUGAUGUGCGCAAAGGAAAGCAAGUGCUGCUUCUGCCAAGCACCCUUCUCCUAUGGGCUGCAGCCACUUGCAGUCUCUGCUCAUCCUUCUAGCAGCUCUCCUCAAAGCUACGAACAAACCCUGCUGUAACCUUGUUCCAAAUUAGUUAAAACCUGCUCUAGUCCCCCUUUGAAACACAGGUGCCCAAAGGCUCAGAAGAUUCCUCUUUUUAACAAAGAGGUGCAGUGAGGGGAGACACUGACCUGCUCCUAAGGAGGUCUGUGUAUGGCUCCUAACUUUCUCCUGGGGUCUUAUAAAUUAUACAUUCAUUCAUAAAUCUCUACAUUAUAAAUCAGGCUAAUGACCUCUCCAUGCAGGCUGCGAUGCUUGCCCAAACUAACACAUGCAGGAAGUGAAAUUCAGACUUAAAGUAAACACAGGCCCCCAUCAUCACAAUAAAAAUAGCAUCUACAGGUAAAGCCCACAAAGGCUGGAUCUCUGAUGGGAUUAGGGAGCAGACAGGCUGUCAGCAAACAUCACCUCCCUGACAGGCCCCAGGAAGCUGGAGAAGGGAUGAGCAUACAGGAGCAUACAGGAGCAGGGAGAUGACUCAGACUGAGAGGGAGUCCUGGCUCCCUGCAGAGCUGGUUGUUGGCACUGCAGAUCCAUUCCAGAGAGAAUUCCUCAUCCGGCAAGCAACUGUGGACAGGUGCUGCCAAGCCCCAGAUGUUUCCCAUUAGCAUUGGCUCAGGUGUGAUGUGGUGUGGUUAUAAAUGGUCCAGGGCAGGAGAGAGAGGUUGCCUGUGGGGUAUCUGGACACUCUUUGGGGCACCCUCUGCUUUUUGUAGCUGUAUGUAGCAGGGAAUUUUGCUUCUCCCUGUCUGGCAGAGAAAUUUAAGGCAGAAAGAGUGAGUGGAGGCUGUGUGUGUUGUUCUUUAGUAUGUGUUUGCUUGUGUGAUGAGUGUAGGGGAUGGAGGAGCUCUUUUGGGAACUUGCUGGGAAAGGCAGUAGCUUCUGGGUUGUGUCUGACUUAUGCCUAUAAGGCAAAAAGCACAAUCUAUUGUUAUGUGAGCAGUAAUUGAAUGACUUUGUACUUGAUAAUUUUGGGGUGCUCUUUGUUAACUAAUGCUGUCUAAUUAUGCUGCUGAAUGGCCAAGGUUUCUGUGUAUGUGGGAUGGAGGAGUGUGGUUAGCAGAAUGGGUGCCCUUCAUGAAGCAAGGAAGAAGAUUGUUUAUGGGUAAAUAAUGCUGUCUUUCCCUCUAACAGAACAGGCCAACAUCAGCUCUACCUGUUCUGUUUUAUGUGCUAACAUGGAUGACUGGGACAACAGCAAUGAUUUCAUUCAGCGACUGGACUUUUCCAGUUGUGGUGAAGAGAGUGAAGACAGAAGUGUAAACGAGGAAGACUCCCUGAGCUUGAGCCCCCCUAGAAGCUCAGAGUUCCAGAAAUGGCAAGAGAGCAGUCCUCUGCCAGGAACCCCUCAGAGAAAGCUUAGUGAGAUUUUCCUGAGCAGGACAAAAGCUUGGAUGAGUCCCACCCUGAAGUCUUCCCCAUCUGUGAGCAAGAGCUGGAGUAAACCUGAGACCCCACUGCACAUCACCUGGAAAAAGCUGCAGCUCUGUGACACCCCACACACUCCUAAGAGCCUGUUGUCAAAGACAGCUUUUCCUUCACCUGCAACAAAGGGCCCACCCAAAGGCUUCAGACACCUGAGACUCACUCCUCGUGCUGACUCUGAGGACUCUUCCCAAGCUUCUCUUGUCAACAUUAAUCCCUUUACACCAGAGUCCUAUCGACAAAUGCUCUUUCAUCCUAAUGGCAAAAGGAAGACCAGAGGAGAGCUGAAUGAUCAUCAUCCAGGAAGCCAGAUUAAACAGGAGCUACCUACAAAGAGAUAUACUCUGAAAGCAAGCAAUAUGGUUUCCCGCUACAAGAAGGAGUUCCUGGAACUAGAAAAAAUUGGUGUGGGGGAAUUUGGCUCUGUCUACAAGUGCAUCAAACGCCUUGAUGGAUGUGUUUAUGCCAUCAAACGCUCCAAAAGGCCUCUGGCAGGAUCCUCAGAUGAGCAGCUGGCACUGCGUGAGGUUUAUGCUCACGCUGUCCUUGGGCACCACCCCCAUGUCGUGCGCUACUACUCAGCCUGGGCAGAGGACAAUCACAUGAUUAUCCAGAAUGAACACUGCAAUGGUGGGAGUCUCCAAGAUGUGCUGCUGGAAAAUGCAAAGCUUGGGCAGUAUUUCCCAGAAAGAGAGCUGAAGGAAAUAUUGCUGCAAGUCUCCAUGGGACUAAAAUACAUCCACAACUCUGGCCUUGUGCACCUGGAUAUCAAACCUAGUAAUAUCUUCAUCUGUCACAAGCUGGCAGUUUCAGGCUCUGCUGGGCAGGAGGAGAGUGACAGUGAAGAUGAAUUCUCUGCUGGUGUAGUGUAUAAGAUUGGUGACCUUGGACACGUGACAUCAAUAACAAACCCUCAGGUGGAGGAAGGAGAUAGACGGUUUUUGGCCAAUGAGAUUUUACAAGAGCAAUACUGCUACUUGCCCAAGGCAGACAUCUUUGCCCUGGCACUCACGGUGGCUCUGGCAGCCGGGGCAGCAGCGCUGCCCCACAACGGGGCCCUGUGGCACCACAUCCGCAAAGGCAAUGUCCCACACAUCCCCCAGAAGCUUCCCCACAGCUUUCUUGAGCUCCUUAAGCUCAUGAUCCAUCCUGACCCAGCGCAAAGACCUUCUGCCACAGCUCUCACCAAACACCCUGUUCUCCGUCCUUCAUGUGGAAAAGCUGUGCAGCUCCAGGAGCAGCUAAAUGUGGAGAAAUGCAAGACAGCCAUGCUGGAAAGGGAACUUAAAGCAGCUCGCCUUGCCCAGACCCUCAUGAAGGACCAAGCCUUAGGAAGUGCCAAGUUACAAGAGUCUGAAACCUCUUCUAAGCAGAAGAGCAAGCGUCUGGUGGGAGGGAAGAGCUGUCGCUCAUUUAGCUUUACUCUGGGUUUCUGAAUUUGUGUUGUCCAAAGACUGCUGAAUGGCCCUGUGAAAGCAGAGGGUCUGCACAGACCAAUGCCCCAUAGUCUCUCUAUCAUGUUAUUUUCUCUUUUGUCCCCCUGCUAAGAGAUAUUGGCUGAGAAAACAAUGACUGGCUUACAGGUGCUGGAUAAGGGGAUUUAAGGGUGUCCUCAGUCUUUUACCUGUUUUAUUUCUUGUGUAACUGGCCUGCUAUAGACCCAGAUUAACUCUGCUGUGAUGAAAGAAUGAUGUUUUCUCUUCUCACUUCCCUCUUUCUUGAGUUGGGCCCUGUUAUUGGUGACUUUGGGUCUGAACACUUGGGCUGGCUGUAUCUUUAGAGGGGUGAUAGUGGCUGUACAGGGAGACAGCAUCUACAGCUGUCUCCUUCUAGGAGCAAGCAGGCAGAGAUUAUGGCAGCCACUCUUAGCCACCCAUUAGGAGCCAGGCUGGUUACACAGCAGUCCUGCAGGGCUCGGGAUGCAGCUGGAGUCAAGUUUCACUGAGGGGGGACACAGAGUAAUAGGAAAUAGUUGGAGUUAAGCAGUGGGAGUUAAGAAAAAUGCUCUUUCCAAUUUAAGCAACAAAGCUUUUUGUGACUGGGUGCGCUCUGACUUGUUAGGCCCUGAUGCCCCAUGUGUUUUCUGUCUGUCGGGGAGGUUUCUUUGUUCAUGUGGGGGAGGGAAUUUCAGUGUUUUGGUAGCUGGGUCUGUCUGUCCCCAUUUCCCCUCCAGUAUCUCACAGUGGCGCAGCUGCCUGCCUGUGAGCUGCAAAGAUGGGGGCAAUUAGAGAGGGCUUUUACAGCUUUUUGGAGUUGUCCAUGUUAAUGGUGGUAUGUAUUUUGUAUUUGAGAUCUAACACCCCUCCCUCUCCCCGCUGAAUGUACUUUUGGGGGUCCUUAUUGCUUGUUUGUGUCGGACAGAGCGCUGCACUGCUGAGGCGGAAUAACCCGGUUAUUUCCAGCUGUUACUGUUUGGAUUAUGAUGUUGCACAUGCUGGCUUUUAACUGUUUAGACCCUAUCGUUUCGUGCGAAUAAAGGUUUUAUCACUUUUUUUAACCGA
Messenger RNA from Catharus ustulatus (Swainson's thrush), 4224 nucleotides. RefSeq names its product single-stranded DNA-binding protein, mitochondrial-like. Gene Ontology annotation, molecular function: magnesium ion binding; non-membrane spanning protein tyrosine kinase activity; single-stranded DNA binding. Gene Ontology annotation, cellular component: nucleus; mitochondrial nucleoid. The record is from RefSeq and is a predicted model, not a curated record. Bases 1411 to 3159 code for a protein of 582 amino acids. The transcript is spliced from 11 exons. Gene Ontology annotation, biological process: regulation of meiosis I; mitochondrial DNA replication; mitotic cell cycle. Lineage: Eukaryota; Metazoa; Chordata; Aves; Passeriformes; Turdidae.